Molecule: messenger RNA, 1201 nt
Organism: Mesoplodon densirostris (Blainville's beaked whale)
Lineage: Eukaryota; Metazoa; Chordata; Mammalia; Artiodactyla; Ziphiidae
Gene: RBKS
Product: ribokinase
Exons: 8
Coding region: 124-960 (278 amino acids)
Biological process (GO): D-ribose metabolic process
Molecular function (GO): ribokinase activity
Source: RefSeq, a predicted model, not a curated record
GCGACCCGCGUGGGCGUCCGGAAGGCCCGCGUCGUUAUGGAGCGUGGGAGCGGAAUCUCUGGUUAUGGGGUCGGGCAAAGGUUAAAGGGCAACCUCCAGGUGGGAGAGCGCCGACUUUAAGCAAUGGCCGCGUAUGGGGAACCCGGGAGGCAGUGGCAGGAGAAGGUGGCGGCGGCGGCGGCGGUGGUGGUGGUGGGCUCCUGCAUGACCGACCUGGUCAGCCUUACUUCUCGUCUGCCAAAACCUGGUGAAACCAUCCAUGGUCAUAAGUUUUUUAUUGGAUUUGGAGGGAAAGGUGCCAACCAGUGUGUCCAAGCUGCUAGGCUUGGAGCAAAGACAUCCAUGGUGUGCAAGGUUGGCAAAGAUUCCUUUGGCAAUGAUUAUAUAGAAAACUUGAAACAGAAUGAUAUUUCUACAGAAUUUACAUAUCAGACUAAAGAUGCUGCGACAGGAACUGCUUCUAUAAUUGUCAGUAAUGAAGGCCAGAAUAUCAUCGUUAUAGUGGCUGGAGCAAAUUUACUUUUGAAUACUGAAGACCUGAGGGAAGCAGCCAGUGCCAUUAGCAGAGCCAAAGUAAUGAUCUGCCAGCUAGAAGUAACUCCAGCAGCUUCUCUGGAAGCCCUGAGAAUAGCCCACAGCAGUGGAGUAAAAACACUGUUCAACCCAGCGCCUGCCAUUGCUGACCUAGACCCCCAGUUCUACACUCUCUCAGAUGUGUUAUGCUGCAAUGAAAGUGAGGCUGAGAUUCUGACCGGCCUUGAGGUCAGUAGCCCCUCGGAUGCUGGGAAGGCUACGCUGGUGCUCAUGCAAAGGGGCUGCCAGGUUGUAAUCAUCACCUUAGGUGCUGAAGGAUGUGUGAUGCUGUCACAGAAAGAACCUGUCCCAAAGCACAUUCCCACAGAGAAUGUCAAGGCUGUGGAUACUACGUGCUACCAUCAUAGGACGACUUCAGUACCGUGAGGAUGAACCAUCACCAAGGCUCACAGUUCCUAGAUGCCCCCACCUCCAGGGACUCUUCACCUCCACUCCAGCCUCCUGUUCCCAUGACGACUCGCAGGAAAUGGUUAAUACCUGGCACGGCUUCAGUCCUGUGGGAAUAAACCUCACAUCCCACUCUGACCACAACCAGCUCUCUCACCUCUUCUCCUACACUUUUGUUCUCACUUUCCUUAGUUCCCUCCAUUUUCUUCUGACCUGUUGA